AUGGCUGAAGAGCUAGAGGAGAUAUUUUGUACCUUCCAGGGCUGCAGACUUAGCUUCAAGUCCGUCAGCGAGAUGCAACACCAUAAGGCAAACGCGGACAGACAUUCUUAUUGCAUGAAAUGUGACCUCGACUUCCCGUCUCAGCAGACCCUUCAUCUGCACAAGAUUAUGAGCGAUCGUCACUUUGCCUGCCCCGAAUGCUGUCUCGAGCUCCGCAGCGAGGCAGGUCUGGAAGUUCAUAUGAGAAACAAUCACCACGGAGGUCACGAAGUCGCUUGCAAGGGCUGUGGUUGCAAAUACAAGUCCGCUUCUGCAGUCAUGAAACACAUCGAAGACAAGGAAUGCCCUGUCCUUGCCCUGCCAGAGAAAGCCCAGGGCACCAACUAUGACCUUCACCCUGCAGCAAGCGUUCUGACCAUGGGCAGAGAUUCUCCUGGACCACAGUCCCCGCCCUCUGAUAACUCCAGCGAGGACACGGAUACGGAUGGCGGCGUUCUGCUGGAUCUCUCUACACCCCGUAUGGAAGGAAAGCGCCCUGCUCGCGAUACUGAUGAUGCGUACAAUCCUCAUGAUAACUGGCCCGAGCUAGGCGUUCUGGAAACCCCAGUCAAAGACAAAGCAGGAAGUACCUCCACUGAAUCGCCCGGGGGUGUCCUCCUCAAUGAUAUUUUCGGUACCUCAAUGCGCCAAGAUAAUCCUUUCCCGUCUGCCAUCGGAGCUACUGAGCAGUCGAGCGAGGCAGGACCCUCUGGAUCUACUCUGCUUGUCCAAGGAGCAGGCCCUUCUCAAUAUGUUGCUCCCACUCGUUGCCGAGCCACGGCUCACCGCAAGAUUCAAGGCGUGGACCCUGAGAGCUUCUGGAAUCACGAGAAAAGUCGCUACUACUGUAACUGUGGUUCGUCUUUCUUGUACGUUACUACCUUCGAGUACCAUCUCACGAUGGAGGAUGAAACAAUCAACGAUUGCCCUCGGUGCUUCAAACGAUUCAGGACCCUCGCCGCACUCGUCGCGCACAUGGAGGCUCGAUACUCCAAGUGUGCUUUCCGUGUGACUACUGGCCAAAUCGAACAGGAACUCAGUGAAGUUACUCGUGGAUUUGCCGAUAUCUCGCGGAUGAUCGGUGAUGAAACGGAGCCGGGUGAGAUCCCUUUCGAUGUGAGUAGCCAGCCCGAGCACAAUACUCCUGGGUCUUCGGAUGCAGACAUCGCAUCUUUGAGCGCAGAUGAUGUCUCUUCAAACGCGGUCGCCGUCUCUUCCAAUGGAGAGGCCGCAUCUUCUAACGCCGGGCCCAUCUCUUCGAGCCUAGAUGAUGUCGCGUCGAACGCAGAUAAUGUCUCUUCAAAUGUGGAGGCUGUGUCUUCCAACGUCGGGGCCAUGUCUUCCAACGCAGGGGCCAUUUCCUCGAACGCGGAGUCCCUGGUAGGUGAUUUGGAGGGACUCGUCUUUUCCGAUACGCACGACGAAUAUGAGGAGGAAGAACUUUGA
Molecule: messenger RNA, 1485 nt
Organism: Penicillium samsonianum
Lineage: Eukaryota; Fungi; Ascomycota; Eurotiomycetes; Eurotiales; Aspergillaceae
Product: putative C2H2 finger domain protein
Exons: 3
Coding region: 1-1485 (494 amino acids)
Biological process (GO): regulation of transcription by RNA polymerase II
Cellular component (GO): nucleus
Molecular function (GO): DNA-binding transcription factor activity, RNA polymerase II-specific; RNA polymerase II transcription regulatory region sequence-specific DNA binding
Source: RefSeq, a predicted model, not a curated record